GGGCGUGUCCGUCUUCACUCCAACAUGUCGGCUUGGUGGUGAAACUUUAUGCUAAAUUAUUAACAGUUUCACGGUUUUACCUAGUUUGUAAGGAAUAUGUUCUGCGAGUACACACUAGACCUAUCCAGCACUUUUCCUAAAGACGUAUAUCGUUGGUCUGUAGUUUUAUUUGCGUGGGUUUUCGCUGCAGUCUUACCGGUGUAUGGGACUUCAGCAGCAAUCAGCCCAGAGAAAUGUCUUAUUUGGGGCUCAGGGCUGCAAGUAGACGCCGUUUUACCAGUCCGCUACUUCUAUAUCCAGGCAGUAGAUUCAGAUGGACACAACCUCACUGCAUCUCCUGGUAAAGAUGCUUUCAAGGUGAAAAUAAGUUCCCUUGAUCAAAAGGAGUACAUUCGGAUCCAUGUUGCUCAACCCCUGGACAGAGGAGAUGGAUCGUUCCUGGUCAGAUACAGGCUGUAUGGGACAGCUUCUAAGGGCCAGGUGGAAAUCUUUCACAGAGAUGCUUCUGUUGCCAAGUCUCCAUACACUAUGCAAGGUCCAGUUUACCAUGAGUACUGUGACUGCCCAGAGCCUAAUGGUUCAGCCUGGCUGAAGGAGCUGCAAUGUCCUGAAAAGGAGUCUCAGAUUCUGGCAGACUUCAAAUCAUUCCCCACCGUAGACCUCCAGCGUCUCAGACAGGAAGUGCCCAAAAGAUUUUCUAACAGAGGUGGUCUCAUUCAUUACGCCAUUAUUAACAACCAGAUUUACCGACGCACCCAAGGAAAAUACACCGACUUCAAGAUGUUUUCAGAUGAAAUACUCUUGUCUUUAACUAGGAAGGUCAAAGUACCUGAUGUGGAAUUUUACAUAAAUGUUGGGGACUGGCCUUUAGAGACAAAGAGUGCAGAUGCGAGCCCUGGCCCUCUCCCCAUCUUCUCCUGGUGUGGAUCUACUGACACCAGAGAUAUCGUCCUGCCCACCUAUGAGGUCACACACUCCACUCUGGAGACCAUGAGAGGAGUCACCAAUGACCUGCUGUCUGUCCAGGGACAUACUGGCCUCCCUGGACCCAACAAAACGUCUAGAGCAUUUUUCCGUGGCCGGGACAGUCGAGAGGAGCGCCUGCAGUUGGUCACUUUGUCUAAGAAACACCCUGAGCUGCUGGACGGUGGCAUCACCGGAUGGUUCUUCUUUAGAGACCGAGAGAAAAAAGUGGGCAAAGCUCCACUAGUGGGAUUCUUUGACUUUUUCAAGUACAAGUACCAAGUAAACAUAGAUGGAACAGUGGCAGCAUAUCGUUUUCCAUACCUGAUGCUGGGACAGUCUGUUCUGAAGCAGGAUUCACAUUACUACGAGCACUUCUACAUCCACCUUAAACCUGGGACUCACUACAUCCCGGUGAAGAGGGACCUGUCUGACCUUCUGGAAAAAAUCCAGUGGGCCAAGGAGAAUGAUGCAGAGGCACAGAAGGUGGCCAGGCGGGGACAGGAAGCGGCCAGAGAACUUCUUAAACCUAGCCGACUCUACUGUUACUACUAUAACGCACUGUUAUUGUACUCACAAAGGCAGACUGGUCAACCACAACGCCACAAAGAUAUGGAGCAUGUGCCUCAGCUUGAUGACCACACUGCCAUUUGUAAAUGCAAUAGACCAAUGCACGAGGAAAAACACAAACUGAAUGAUGAACUGUGAACUACAAAAACAUCACCUGCAUUUUCUGCUAGAGUUUACAUUCCUGACAUUGAAUUGUCAGUUGUUUAACAGGAUAUCACAGGGUUUCUACUGUAACAAUCAUGUAUAUGUACGUUUUACAUAUUAUGUUUGGCUAAUACUGUGCCUGGGUUCUUUUCAAAGAUUGGCUAACAAAUUAUGUGUGAUGUAACUGUUAUAGAAAUAU
Messenger RNA from Periophthalmus magnuspinnatus, 1876 nucleotides. RefSeq names its product protein O-glucosyltransferase 3 (gene poglut3). Lineage: Eukaryota; Metazoa; Chordata; Actinopteri; Gobiiformes; Gobiidae. Gene Ontology annotation, molecular function: protein binding; glucosyltransferase activity. The record is from RefSeq and is a predicted model, not a curated record. Gene Ontology annotation, cellular component: endomembrane system.